AUGUAUGUUCCUUUUCGUUCCCUUUCCCCCCUAUACCCCAACCUUGCAACGUCACUCGUCUCUAGCUUCCCCGAUUUCCCGUCAUUUUCACCGCUCUCCCCUCAUCUUUCCGCUCUCCCCUCAUCAUCCCUGCUCUCCCCCCAUCUUCCCCUCUCUCUCUCCCCAUUUUCCCCUCUCUCCCCCCAUCUUCCUUUCUCUCCCCAUCUUACCCUCUCACCCCAUCUUCCGCUCUCUCCCCAUCAUCCCCUCUCCCCAUCUUACCCUCUCUCCCCCCAUCUUCCCCUCUCUCCCCAUCUUCUCCUCCCCCCCUCUUCCCCUCUCUCCCCAUCUUCCCCUCUCUCCCCCCAUCUUCCCCUCUCACCCCCAUCUUCCCCUCUCACACCCAUCUUAACCUCUCACCCCCAUCUUCCCCUCUCACCCCCAUCUUCCCCUCUCUCCUUUCCUCCCCCCCCUCUCUCCCCCUCCCCCCCGAGUCCCCCUUCAUAUCCCUGCCGCGCUCUCUUGUUCUCCCCUUCUGCACCUACCCUCAUCUCCGCUCCCCUCACCCCUCGUUCCCCCUCUCCCCCUCCUCCCCUCUUCCCCUUUUCUGACUCGACUCUCAUCUCCUCCCCUCACACAUACCUCAUCUUUCCCCUGCUCACGCCUCCUCUCCCUCCUCAUCCACCCCUCAACUCCCUCCCCUACCCUACCACCGCCCCCCCAUCACCCCUCAUCUCCCUCACCCCCCUCCCCCCCCCCCCGUCUCCUCCCCACAAUCUAUCCACCUUCCUCCCUCCUUGGCCCUCCCCUCAACUUUCCCCCGCUCGUCCCUCGUCUGUCCCCAUCCAUUCACUCCUCAUUCCCCUCCCCAUCUGUGACUGGUCAUGUGGUGAUUGGGAGGCCAUGUGGGCAAGAGGGGCUGCAGGGAGGCGAGGGGGAGACGGCAAGGAGGACUGGAAGGCCAGCAGGACGGAGAGCGGCUGGUACGGGGGGCAGAGGGGUGAGCAGAGCGCCUUCACAUAUUCACUCACAGCAUCUGCUGCUCUUUUGUGUGGCAUGACCAUGCGAUGGUGUGGCAUUGCAUCUGCAGAGCAAGGAUGA
This is a messenger RNA of Closterium sp. Naga37s-1, 1080 nucleotides long. Lineage: Eukaryota; Viridiplantae; Streptophyta; Zygnematophyceae; Desmidiales; Closteriaceae. The record is from the annotation of a GenBank genome assembly.